AUGGGAGGAUGGAAAGAGCAGGGGUGGCUUGGGAGGGGAAAAGGCGGCGCGGGGGGGGGAAGAGCUGAUACAGCAGGGGACGGGAGUGGCCGGGGUGGGGAAAAGGAGGGGGAGAUGACGGCAGGGGCGGGUGCGGAUGAUGAAGUGCCGCUGUUGGAUGACGAGGAGGUGGCGCGGGCGGACAAGGAGGUCAUUCAGGCCAACUCUGUCCUACCACAUUCAUACCCCCUGCCUUUCUUCCCCGUCCUUUCGCCGCCCCCUUCCCGCUCCCACAUCUCCCCUUCACAAUUCCCCCCCCCCCCCCCCCCCCCCCCCCUCUCCCCCGCCCUCACCACAUUCCUUUGCCCUUCCCCCCGUCCUCUCAACCCCUUCCCAUCCUUUGCCUUUCGAUUCCGUCCUUCCACCCUCUUCCCUCGCUCCCCAUCACGCGUGCGCGCGCGGGGGCGGGCAGCGGUGUUUGAGCGCGUGGUGGAGGCGCAGGCGCAGCUGCACAACUACAAGAGCCUCGUCGUUUUCGCGCUCUUCACCGCCCUCUACCUCCUCAUGCUCUGCCUUCAGGUGCCUCCUCAUGCUCUGCCUUCAGGUGCCUCCUCAUGCUCUGCCUUCAGGUGCCUCCUCAUGCUCUGCCUUCAGGUGCCUCCUCAUGCUCUGCCUUCAGGUGCCUCCUCAUGCUCUGCCUUCAGGUCCUCCUCAUGCUCUGCCUUCAGGUGCCUCCUCAUGCUCUGCCUUCAGGUGCCUCCUCAUGCUCUGCCUUCAGGUGCCUCCUCAUGCUCUGCCUUCAGGUGCCUCCUCAUGCUCUGCCUUCAGGUGCCUCCUCAUGCUCUGCCUUCAGGUGCCUCCUCAUGCUCUGCCUUCAGGUGCCUCCUCAUGCUCUGCCUUCAGGUGCCUCCUCAUGCUCUGCCUUCAGGCGCAGUCCUUCCAGAGCUACCAGGUGGCCACCGCUCACAACGUCCUGCUGCCUCCGGUAUGCCAUCGGCCGCCUCUCCUCUGCCUGCCAGCUGCCCUAUCAUGCGCCCACCAUGUGACUUCACUUGCUACUCUGGCACAGUCCAUCACGUGCCUCUCCUCUCCCUUGCCACCACGCGCUUCUCCCUUCCAAUCGCAGCCGCCGUCCUCCAACCGUUGGCUCUCAUGAUUCUCUGCGCGCACGACUACUCCAAGGACUCGAGCUACUCCUUUGCCAGCAGCAGCGCUUUCUACACCUGGCUCAAUGACAGCAUCAUUCAGUGUGGCGAUGGCACAUGCACGCCCCCCAUGGAGGUGCCAGCGGUGGGUCGCUUCGGGUGCGCCCUGGACUGCGGGUUGGCCAGCAACGUGACGGCGGUGACGCUGGCGCUGCGCUGGCGCUUUGCAUCCACGGACGCCAUGGCGGCCUCCUCCUGGAACCUCUGCUCCACCGCCAUCCGCGACGUCUGCUGGUUCGAGGUUCCUCAGGUGUUCACGGAGGUGGCAGGCUGGCACACGCUCACGCUGCAGCUGCCAGACAACGACUGGUUCGUCUCACUCACUGCACCAGACGGCGGGGUGAGCGUGUACGUGUACGAGUCACAGCCCACAACCAGCCAGGACGGACCACCGCUGCCUUCAGCCUCCCUCGACCCAGCUGCGGCAGCAGCAGCAUCAGCAGCACCACCCUCCUCACCCACUCCCGCGCCUCCCCCCUUUAGCGCCGGCGCCCCUGCCUCCUCGCCCUCUGCAGCGCCGUCUCCUUCAGGGGGCGUGAAGGGGAGGGUGCGGCCGUCCAACGGCACGGGCGCUAACGUGCUGCUGGCGCUCAUCGAUGGCUGUGUGGCGGAUGGCGAGAGCGGUCUGCAGCGGUGCAGACAGACUUGCGCAGUUUGGUCUCUCUGCCUCCCACAGCUAUGCACCAACAGCAGCGGCAGUGCUAGCAGCAGCAGCAGUACUGCCUCUCUGCCGAUGCGGGUGGCCUCCUUGGCUCUGGGAAGCUGCUUCCAGGCCUGCAACGCCAUGCUGCCACACACCUCCUUCCUCCCACCUGACAACGUCUCCUGCCCCCAGCAUACCGACUUGGCUGUUCCCCUGCUGUCCUCUUUCUUGAUCCGCCACUCUGUCUCCUCCCUCUCUUCCCUCUCUUCCCUCUCUUCCCUUUCUUCCCUCUCUUCCCCUCUCUCCGCCCGUCCGGCAGGCAUUCACUCUCUUCGAGCCCUUCGUCCAGACGCCCUCAUGCACUGGUGCGCCCUCCUGCCCUCCCCACCCUCCUGCCCCUCCCCCCCACCCUCCUGCCCCUUCCCCCCACCCUCUUGCCCUCUCCCCCACCCUCCUGCCCCUCCCCCCCACCCUCUUGCCCUCCCCCCCACCCUCCUGCCCCUCCCCCCCCACCCUCCUGCCCCUCCCCCCCCACCCUCCUGCCCUCCUCCCCAAACUUCUGCCUUCCGUGCCCUCCUGCCCUCCCCCCAAUCCUCCUGUGCUCGCAGCCCUCCUGUGCUCGCAGCCCUCCUGUGCUCCCAGCCCUCCUGUGCUCCCAGCCCUCCUGUGCUCCCAGCCCUCCUGUGCUCGCAGCCCUCCUGUGCUCCCAGCCCUCCUGUGCUCCCAGCCCUCCUGUGCUCGCAGCCCUCCUGCCCUCCUGCCGUCCCCAUCGUCCUGACCCCACAUUUCGCUAUGUCAGGCCCUUCCACAUCUUCCUCCCUUGCCGUAAUGUUUCUGUCUGCAAUGGACUGGUCUGCCACCGUUACUUUGCACCUUUCUGCCCUUGAUAGACUCUCCUAA
Messenger RNA from Closterium sp. Naga37s-1, 2727 nucleotides. The record is from the annotation of a GenBank genome assembly. Lineage: Eukaryota; Viridiplantae; Streptophyta; Zygnematophyceae; Desmidiales; Closteriaceae.